CUUUCUUCCAAUAGCAAAAAAAACUUACCAACCCCAUCCUUUUUAUUACUUUUACCAAUAUCAACACCAUGUCGCAUCUAUUGGACAACAGUGACAGCCUGCAAAUGCAGGCAUACCGGCAGUCCAUGGAAGAUCCGCAAAAGUUUUGGAUGCAGCAGGCGCUCAAUCUCAUCGACUGGGAAACCAGGCCGACCAAGGCGCUCAUCACGACGACCCCUGAACCCUACACAAAGCUGAAUGGUUCCCGACGGCCGCCUCAACUCUAUGAUUCACCAGUGACUGACACUAUUCGCAAGAUCACCUACAACGAGCUGCUCCAGGAGGUAAAAUGCUUUGCCACUGUCCUCAAAAAAUACGGUGUCGGCAAAGGCGACAUAGUGCUCCUUUAUAUGGCCAUGGUGCCACAGACUCUUGUUGUUAUGCUGGCCUGUGCCCGGCUGGGCGCCAUCCAUUCGGUGGUUUUCGGCGGUUUUGCGCCCGCAGAGCUGGCAAAGCGAAUCAGCGAUUGCCAGCCCAAGGUUGUCGUCAGCAACACUUGUGGGCUGGAGAGCAAGACCAAGGUCGUGGCAUAUAAACCCCUGCUGGACGAGGCAUUUGAGAUUGCGGGAUAUCGACCAAGGGUCACGAUUAUUCUGCAGCGCGAGCAGCUGCGCAUCCAGCUGGAUUCUCUGAAAAACGAGCACUGCUGGGAUUUGGAAAUGGCCGAGGCAGCUCCUCUGUCCGGGUCCGUCGGCUGUGAAAUUGUCGAUUCCAACCACCCGCUCUACAUGCUGUAUACCAGCGGGACAACGGGCACGCCUAAGGGCAUUGUGCGCCCCUGUGGCCCACACGCCGUCGCCCUGCUCUACGCCCAACGAUACAUGUAUGGACUGCAGCCAGGCGAAACCAUUUUUACGUUCAGCGAUUUUGGCUGGACUUUUGGCAACAGCUACACUGCAUACGGCCCUUUGCUUAAUGGGAGCACGACAGUGCUGUUUGAGGGAAAGCCAGUGGGGACCCCGGAUGCCGGGCAGCUCUAUCGCGUGUUCAGUGAGCACCGCGUAAGUGUCUUCCUGUGCGCGCCCACCGUGGUCGGUAUUUUGCGCCGUACAGAUCCUGACGGGCUUUUCCGCGCCAAAUAUGAUUUGACGCACAUGAAGGGCCUGUUUUUGGCUGGCGAGCGAUGCACACCCGAGAUCCAUCGCUGGUGGAUAUCGACUAUCACCGGGCGCAAGAUUUCCGCCAACGACACCACUGUUUAUUUCGGCACAGACCUCGUAAAUGUGAUUAGCGACCACUGGUGGCAGACAGAGAGCGGCUCACCAAUGACCGGCAUCUGUAUCGGCUACAGCAGUCGGGGAACCGACGUAGUGCCUAUCAAAUUUGGGAGCGCUGGGUUGAUCCUGCCCGGCUGUGAUCUUUGCGUUAUCCGCGUCAAGGAGGAGCUAGACGAGGGCGAUUGCAUUGACGAAAACCCAGAGUAUGCUGAGAGCGACGAGGUUGGAAACAUAGUCGUUCGGCUGCCCCUGCCGCCAGGCUUCAUCACGACGCUGUGGAAGGAUGAGAAACGGUUCUUCACAUCAUAUUUCCGCAAGUACAAGGGCUUUUACGAUACUGGAGACACGGGUACGAUUGACAGUGAGGGAUACGUGCAUAUUCUUUCGCGCACUGACGAUGUCAUCAAGGUGGCUGCGCACCGGCUUUCUACUAGCUCCAUAGAGGAAGUCAUUUUCAACCACAAAGCCAUCGGCGAGUGCUGUGUAGUUUCGUGCCCUGAUCCCAUCAAGGGUCGCGUGCCCGUGGUUUUUGCUGCGCUUAGAGGCAAUGGCCACUUAGAGGACGACGUCAGAAGGGAGCUGAUCAAGCUGGCCAGGUCAAAGGUGGGGCCGAUUGUCUCGCUGAGCGGCAAGAUUUUGCGCAAGAUGAUUCGCAUGAUGAUUGACGCUGUGCACGACGCCAAAACCGAGAACCUGCCUGUUUUCGCUGAUCGCUGCCCAGUCGGAGCGCCCGCCACAAUUGAGGACAUGGCGGUGAAACUGGAGACGUGGCAGACUAUCCCGGGAAUCAACCACGACAUCCCACUCCCGGGCAUCUUCCCGCUAAACUCCGACGUCUCCACGUACUCACCCAAAUGCAUCUUGUCUAUGAUGAACAUUGGGUCCAAAUUUGACCUGUCCUGCUACCAAGGAGCCAAAUACAUAUACUUCACCUCCCCGGGCGAAAUAUGCAAGCCCCAAUGCCUCAACACUACAAUUGCUCUCUCGCAGUACGUACCUAUUGGCUAUAACCACAAAGACUUUGUAUACCUUUCGUGGGCCGACAGGGACGAGUGGGAUCAGCCGGCCAGGUGCUACUCGGCCGUAUUUACUGCCGAGACUAUCCGCCAGACGGACUCUCUUGCUCGCGAUGAACUGCCCAAGGAGUAGUAUGCAACUUGUGUACGCAGGAGUGGGUUGACACGCUGCGGAACGGAAGUAUUACAUUUCGCCAAUCCUG
Molecule: messenger RNA, 2475 nt
Organism: Kickxella alabastrina
Lineage: Eukaryota; Fungi; Kickxellomycota; Kickxellomycetes; Kickxellales; Kickxellaceae
Exons: 7
Coding region: 69-2405 (778 amino acids)
Source: RefSeq, a predicted model, not a curated record